Messenger RNA from Haemonchus placei, 585 nucleotides. Lineage: Eukaryota; Metazoa; Nematoda; Chromadorea; Rhabditida; Trichostrongylidae. The record is from the annotation of a GenBank genome assembly.
AUGACAAUUCGUUUUAUCGUUGCUCUUCUGCUUGCUGGCGUCUAUGGUGCGUUCGAAAAGACAAGUUGUUUCUUUCUUUCGAUUGUUUUUCAUUUGGUGGACUUACUGUUUUCAGCGGUCAAAGCCGGUUCACCAUGUGCUGAAGGUUGGCGAUAUUUCCCGGUGACAAAUACUUGCUAUAAACUCAUCGACGAUGAGUUACCAUGGACGAUAGCCGAGUUCAAAUGUCUAUUCCAAGGCGCUCAUCAUGCCUCUAUUGGUAGCGCUGCCGAAAAUAAAUUCGUACAUGAACUUGCACGGCAUGGCGAGAUGUGGACUGGAGCCGCUUGGUUCGGCUCGACACCAAACUAUGUGAACUCGGAUCAGACACCUUACGGCUCCUACACGAAUUGGAAAUCUGGAGUGAAUCCAGGGCUGAAUAAAGCUCGACGAUGUAUUAAGAUUGGACGAGACGGACAAUGGUUCCAGUCCUGCUGCAAGAAGAAGGGACUAGCCGUAUGUGAGAAGCCAGCCGCCUAUUCAUGGGAGUCAACCAACGAUCUCUCGGAAUUCCGUCGAGCGAAGUUCCGUCGAUUCCGAUUCUAA